CCGCCGAAAUAAAAGCCUAGCAAUUACCUCACCUUGUAACAUUAGGUUUAGGCAUAAUAAUUCAGAAGCUGGAACUUUUUCUCAUAACUGUCCGAAAUGUCUUACCAACUUUCUGAAGGGGCAAUCAGGACGAUAAUGAACGGAGGCGAGUACUUGAACCCCGUUGUGCAGAUUCUGGGCAGUAAAGCGAUUCCCGCACAAAGUGGGGCUACUGAGCGAUACCGGCUGCUAAUAUCAGAUGGCGAGUACCUCAACAGCUUUGCCAUGCUUGCCACCCAGCUGACUCCAAUGUUAACUUCUGGUCAGCUUUCAGAGUACUCAGUAGUCAAGAUCACCAACCAUGUUGUCAGUGCUGUGAAAAAUGAUAAAGGCUCAAAGAGAAUAAUGAUCAUUCUUGAAAUCGAUGUGCUGAAGCCAGGCUCUGAAGUUGGCAUGAAAAUAGGAAACCCGGUUCCUUUUACUGAAGGUGCAGAAAAACCGAAAACUCAAGAAGCACCAAAUGCAUCUACACAACCUGCUAGAACACAGACACCAAGAAGGUCCAUAAAUGAUACGGUAUACAACACUCCCAGUGCAACAAGAACACAUCCCAUAGUGAGCCUUAGCCCUUAUCAGAACAACUGGGUGAUCAAGGCUCGAGUAAUGAGCAAAUCCCCAAUGAGGACCUGGAGCAAUGCCAAAUCCGAAGGCAAACUGUUUAGCAUCGACUUAAUCGACGAAAGCGGAGAAAUAAGGGCAACAGCGUUCAAAGAACAGGCUGACAAGUAUUUUGAUUUAAUUGAAGAGAAUAAGAUCUACUACAUAAGUAAAUGCAUUUUAAAAAUGGCCAAUAAAAAGUUCUCGACGCUGAAAAAUGAUUAUGAAAUGACCUUCACAAAUGAUACCAAAGUUAUACCCUGCGUUGAACAAGAUGACAAGAUUCCAACUCUACAGUUCAAUUUCCAAAGCAUCGCCACAAUACAAGAAGCCGAAGCUGGUGCACUUAUUGAUUUCAUCGGAGUAUGCAAAUCUGCAAGUGAUGUAGUAAAUCUAACAUCUAGAACAACAAAUAAAGAGUUGAAAAAGCGGGAAGUGAUUGUUGUCGAUCCUUCUUUAUCAUCGGUAGUUCUUACUCUUUGGGGUCAACAAGCUGAGGAUUUUUCAGCUGACACUCAACCAGUGGUCGCAAUUAGAGCCGGUAAAGUUUCCGAAUUUGGCGGCGGGAAAACCGUGUCACUUAUCGGCAGUUCAAGCAUGCAGAUCAACCCCGAUAUUCCGGAAGCGCACCGAAUCCGUGGAUGGUUUGACUGCUUGACAGACGACACCAAAUUUAACUCUGUCUCAUCGAGGCUCGCCGAUUCUGGCAAUUCCAGUGGUCAGUUUUACACCAUAGCCGAGGCCAAAGCAGCCAAGCUGGGCUGCAGCGACAAGGCAGACUACUUCAACCUUUACAGCAACAUCCUUUACAUUAAAACAGAUAAGUGUGUUUACAAAGCUUGCCCCACUCCGGAUUGUCAAAAGAAAGUUAUCGAUCAAAACACCGGACAGUACAGAUGCGAGAAAUGCAACAAAGAAUUUGAUAAUUUCAAAUAUAGACUUAUGCUUACUGCAAAUAUUGGUGAUUUUACUGGUAACCAGUGGAUUACAAUGUUCCAAGACAGCGCUGAAGAACUUCUUUCCACAAAGGCCGAUGAUGUCGGGAGAUGGCAGGAAGAGGAUGGCAGCCAGUUCAACGAGGUAUUCAAGAACGUCACACUUAAACCGUAUGUCUUCAGGGUCAGGGCAAAGAUGGAAACGUUCAACGAUGAGAACCGCCUCAAGCUGACAGCCUUUUCCGUUAAAAAGCCCGACUAUAAAGAAAGGUGUACGCGGCUCAUAUCGGAAAUAAAAGAAAUGGCAGGCAUCCAGUUGGCCAAUUAAAUUUAACAUUUUAGCCAGUUAUAAAUGCGAAGUUUCUCUUUUGUAUCAUAAAAAAAGAUAAUUUUUUUAACUGUAGUGUUAAUUUAUUUUUAUCCAAGCUAAUAAAACAUUUGUACGCCAGCUGCUAGUAAAAUACUCCCUCAAAACCAUAAACCAGUUGUUUUAAGUAUAAUUUUGCGUUAAUCAUGUCAAUAAUUGUUUAAAAUGUAAAUAAAUGUUUUUUCCUUCUUA
This is a messenger RNA of Cimex lectularius (bed bug), 2130 nucleotides long. RefSeq names its product replication protein A 70 kDa DNA-binding subunit (gene RpA-70). The transcript has 8 exons. Gene Ontology annotation, cellular component: nucleus. NCBI's taxonomy places the organism in Eukaryota, Metazoa, Arthropoda, Insecta, Hemiptera, Cimicidae. Gene Ontology annotation, biological process: DNA replication; DNA recombination; DNA repair. Gene Ontology annotation, molecular function: DNA binding. The record is from RefSeq and is a predicted model, not a curated record. The coding region runs from base 97 to 1899 and encodes 600 amino acids.